UUUUUUAGGGCAAUUCGUUUUGGAGUUAUUGGCGUUUACCGCUGAAUGUGUCACGAAUAUCGAAAACAAAACCAACUUGACCCCGCUGACAGUUAGCAGUUGCAUGCUCCAGACUCUUGGAGAAAGGGACGUUUUUUUGUCUUUUGUUUUUACUAUGGCGCCAAAAGUCGAAUAUUGUUUUCUACGUGACUAGGUUAUCCAAAACGUUGUUUAAGCAAUGUGUUCAGGUGCCAGGUUUCCUUUUUUUCAUAUUCAGAAAUGUAUCAAAACUUGACAUCUUAUACAAUUUUCAUAUAGAAUGGUCGGAAAACGUUUUUAUUCAAAUUGACUAUGCCAUUUACAUUUCCAAGGAAUCCAACACGGAUGACGCCUCGUAUUAACGGACAGUUACAUUAUCAUAAUGCUGUCCUCUAAUGUAGGCGGAGUUUGAGAGAACUCUAUAUUUAAGAGGCAAACAUAUUAACUCCAGCAGUUCAAGAAAGUUGCCAGGGAGCACGAUUUGUAACUUGGAGCCCACGGAUCCACAAAUCCACCUGUUCAUUAAACAUUUCAGAAUGUUGAAAGUGACAUUAGGCCUCGCUCUGGUGACUCUGGUUGCUUGCUCGCAGUGCCCCAAAAAUGAAGUCUGUGACGCGGGCCAGACAUGCUGCCAGGAUCCCACCGGAGACUUCAGCUGCUGUCCUUACCAUCACGGAGAGUGCUGUGAGGACCACCUGCACUGCUGUCCUGAAGGCAUGCUGUGUAGUGUUGUGGACUCCACGUGUAUAAACAGCACACAUACACUGCCAUUAGAGGAGAGGAUACCGGCUAAACAGACCGACCUUCCCAAAUCGUUCAGAAUGAUUCCCUCAUUACCUGCAAGUGAAGACGAUAUCACCUGUCCUGAUGGCUCCUUCUGUCCUGCCGAGUUCUCCUGUCUGCUGAUGGCUUCAUCAUAUGGCUGUUGUCCCGUAGCGCAGGGCCUUGUGUGCUCGGACGGGAAACACUGCUGCCCAAAAGACCACGAAUGCAGUGCAGACAGCAGUUUGUGUGUCAAACUAAAAGAACCAGUCGAGACUGUUCUCUGUGGAAAUGGGACCUCAGAGUGUCCCGUGGACACCACAUGCUGUGAGACAGAAGAUGGUCAGUGGGCAUGCUGCCCCAUGCUAAAGGCUGUAUGUUGUGAUGAUAAAAUCCACUGUUGUCCUGAGGACAGUGUCUGUGACGUUGAAGGCUCCAAAUGUAUGUCCACCAAUCAGGAGCUGCCAAUGUGGGCCAAGUUCCCUGCUCGUCUUAGAGCUGAAUGGGAAGAUCACAAACCUGCAGAAAUAAGGGCUGAAGCUGAACCCACCACAAACAGACAAAUCACUACUGCUGGCAUCCAAAUGACUACACUGGCUAGUGCAGUCCCAGAGAUGCCUUCUGUUCAUUCAGCCUGUGAUGUUCUGUGCAAUGACACUGCGGCCUGUCAAGAUGGAAGCACAUGCUGUAUAACUCAAGAAGGAGAAUGGGCCUGCUGUCCUCUACCACAGGCCGUGUGUUGUGAAGACUUCAUCCACUGCUGUCCUCAUGGUACGACAUGUAAUGUUUCUGCCGGGUCUUGUGAUGGGUCUUCUGGCUCUAAGCCUUGGCUGGAGAAGGUGCCUGCUCUCCCUAAAGCAGGUCAGAGGUCACCUGGGAAAGUGAAGUGUGACUCUAGCCACGUUUGUCCUGACUCCAGCACUUGCUGUAAGAACACCGAUGGAGACUGGAGCUGCUGUCCUUUGCCUGAGGCUGUAUGUUGCACAGAUGGUGAACACUGCUGUCCGGUUAACUAUAAGUGUGAUGUGACCAGGGUGUCUUGCAUCAAGGGAGAUGUGGUGAUCCCCUGGUACAAUAAAAUUUCUGCUCUAAGCACACCGGCUCCAAGCUUGGAUCUCGGUGCUGUUGAGUGUGACAAGGAGUCAAGCUGCUCUGCAGAUUCAACCUGCUGUUAUCUAUCCAUGGCAGAAUGGGGCUGCUGCCCUCUUCCUGAGGCUGUUUGCUGCCCAGACCAGGAGCAUUGCUGUCCCAAAGGCUACAAGUGUGAUCUGCGUAGACGCUCCUGCAUUAAAACCACCUGGCUGCAUGUGGAAAUAGUCCCAUUGGCCCACAUUGGCAGCCAAACACUACAGUCGAGCAUCUCAGAAAAGGACAUUCAGUGUGGAGAUGGAUAUAGUUGCAAAGACAGUGAGACCUGUUGUCCAACCUCCCAGACCACCUGGGGCUGUUGCCCAUCUCCAAAGGCGGAGUGCUGUGAUGAUAUGAAACACUGCUGCCCUGCUGGAUACAAAUGCGGCGAGGGCGGAAUUUGUACUUCAGUCUUAGGCUUUAACUGGAACAACUGGAACAACUGGAGGGUGUUCUUCUCCAAGAAGAAACGAGCUAGUACUCUGUAAAAAAAAAAAAAAAAAAAAAAAACACCUGGGUUGUUCCCACUCAGUGGGAUUAAUGGCCAAAACUACCUACAGUGUCAGAUUUUAAGAAAAAAAAUAAUUUAUCAAAGUAAUAAUCUGAAACACUCAGAUGUUUUAUUUGUAGGAGAAAGUUUCAUUAGGGCUGUAUGUGAUGGUUAAUAUCUGUUCCCAUUGUCUAUCAUCAGUAAUACCAACUACAUUUUAUCAACGGAGCCAUUUGGUUGUAAUAUUUGGUUUUGGUAACUGCUCAGUUUAUCUGAAGAAUAAUUUGAUUAUGCAAUGAUGAAAAUAUGAAACACAUAUGCAUAGAUUAUCUCUAGUUUUAACUCACACUUCUGUCAUUUUAACUUGUCAUGUACAAAUAUCACAGGCCUCUCUCUAUGGUUUACAGGUUAAAUUUUUUCAGACUUGACAUCACGUGAUCUUGUGUCUCAUGAUUAUGUGCACAUAUCAAAUUGGUCUUCUUUAGAUAACGAACAUCACCUUUUCUGUUUAACUUCCUUAUUGCAGCUCUUUACCAUUAGUUGUGUAAUUGUCUUCUUUAUUGAUUUAAGUGCUGGUUUUUUAACAGUUAUGUUGAUAGAGCACUGUGAAAGACAACUAAAAGAUAUCUUAAGUAAAAAUGUGACCAAUCUGAAACCUUGACAGCUCUAAUAAAGAAAUAAAUGAGAGAAA
Carassius auratus (goldfish) is the source of this 3089-nucleotide messenger RNA. RefSeq names its product granulins-like. The transcript is spliced from 15 exons. The coding region runs from base 555 to 2396 and encodes 613 amino acids. Gene Ontology annotation, cellular component: extracellular region. Lineage: Eukaryota; Metazoa; Chordata; Actinopteri; Cypriniformes; Cyprinidae. The record is from RefSeq and is a predicted model, not a curated record.